Symbiodinium natans is the source of this 5952-nucleotide messenger RNA. The record is from the annotation of a GenBank genome assembly. NCBI's taxonomy places the organism in Eukaryota, Dinophyceae, Suessiales, Symbiodiniaceae.
AUGGUACAUCGCGUACUCGAAGGCCUCCGAGACGAUGCCUUUGAUCUAGCGCGAGACAUGGGCGUUGAGGCCCUGACAGCACCUGGAGGGCUGCGCCGUUACAUCGCGAAGCUGCGCGAGAUGGUGUUUCCGCGCGCUGCGGAAGAAGCCAGAGAGCUCUUCCGCGUGGGACAGAGGCCUGGUACCCUGUCACGCCAGUCCGGCGAAUCGAUGCUGUCGUACGAGUCCCUGGUCAUUAAGGCAUGCACCAAAGACCCAAAGGGCUUUGAGUCCGUUGCCGAGACCCUGGUCGAGCACUACACCGGCGUGCACCUGAAGGAAGGCCGAGCCCUGGGAGGCUCAAUGCCCUCAGCAAAGGGUACCGGAAGGACCCCCUUCUACAAGGGCAAAGGAAAAGGGAAAUCUCGAGGAUUCCCUCGAAGAGCCUACGCCGCCUUCGACGACGAGAUAGCCGAAGAGGAGUACCCAGAGGAGGACUCCCAUGAGCCCCUCGACUACAUCCCCGAGGCCUACCAGCGCCGAGACAAGCUGAAGGCGCUGAAGGCCAAGUCGAAAUGCUUGCGCUGUGGCGGAACAGGACACUGGGCAGGCGACCCAGAGUGCAAGUUCCCUGCGGGAACUGGCAAGUCCGGUGGAAAGGCCGCCAACGUAGCUGUCAUAGCACGUGCGGACCUGAGCCGCCCCGACGGAUUUGACAUACCGUCUGGCACACCGGACAUAGACCCAUCGGGCUAUGUUGUGCGCGCCACAGCUGGUGCAGUCUCUAAGGCAAAGAGCAAGGCUGCAGCAUCAGGGUACCCAACGGGACCCACGCCAAUUUCGAUGGAGAUGGAAGGUGGAGAUAGGAAGUUCUACCUCGGUCAGCGCCGAGGAAAGACCUAUGCUGAAGUGGCGUCGAACGCUGAGUACGUCACCUGGGCCCAGCUCCAGACGAACCCAAGCCGCCAACUCCAAGACUUCCUGGCCUGGUUCUCGAGGUACUACACCAUCCAGAACGGCGAGGUGGUCACACGAGCUGGCGAAGGUCUUCCCGAGGGACACUAUGGAUGCAACGACUUCUCGCACCUCGGCUCGACCAUGAACAUUCUCAGGAAGACGUGCCGGGAUUGUGGUAACGUGAGCCAAGAGCCGCGUCAGAUUACCUACACGCACGACCCGGCGACCUGUCCCCAUGAUGUGGUGGAUCGUAGAGGCAGUUCACGAUCGGUUUCCCGCACGUUCUGCAAGCAGUGCGGAACCUUCGUUGACGAGGUCCCUGCCGACUUCCAGAAGGAGAGAAGGAAGGCUGCAGAGCAGGCCUUGGCAGCCACGGAAGAGGCCCUCUCCAUGAUCCAGUACACCACCUCGGAAGAUGCGACCCGGGAACUCAACUCCGACGAAGUCGAGCCCGUCCUCAGCAUCUUCACCGACGACAUCAUGGAAUCGAUGGCUAUGGGGAUCAGUAUGACCCCGAAUGUCAUGCAUGGUCGACUCAAGGAAGCGAUCAGCCGAAGUCGUAUGCCCAGCAACGACGAACCAAGCCCAGGGGGUAGUCCUGACUCUUGGGCGAGAGUUGCACAUGUUGGAGUCAUCGACCCAACAAUCCUUUCCAGAGAAGAAAAUGUCCUGGAAAGAUGGAAGAGGAUCGCCCGUGACCUCUUCUCUGAGCACAAGAAGGAACUCUACUUCGACUACGAGCUCUACUACCUGGACGGUGGACUGCAGCAAGGGCGAUCGGAAGACGCUCAAAGAGGACGAUCUGGAGACGUCCUCCUCCUCAACAAGGUUAAUCCCGACUUGCUUUUUCUGGAUCCUCUGGACCAGGGAGCCAUGGUGGAAAGGACAGCGAAGUGGCGCCCCACGAACGACGACGUCAACAUUAGGGGAGCCAAUCCGCGGAUCACGAUUUUGACCGCGGGGAUCAAGUACUACGUCGGCCCCGACGAGAACUGGUGGCAGGACAAGUUCAAGCAGCCUGGGACUUGGCGGCCCUGGCUUGACCCGAAGUUCCAGGCGAAGCACCUCUACGUCUACGACCUCAGGAACAUCGGCAAUCCAGGUGAAGGCAGGUAUGGUGGAUGCUUGGGGCGCCGCCCGGAGAUCAUCAAGCAGUUCCUCGGCAACCGCAACGGGGUAAUGCACCUUUAUAGGGCAUUACAGGAUAUCGACUCCACUCCGGAGAACGAGAACAUCGUCAUCCUUUCUUCUGCACCUCGAACAGGUCAGUGCGUGAGAUGUGGCGAGAGAUUCGAUCAGAAGACGAUCUUGGACGUGGGCGCCAUGGCCACCAACUACCUUAAGGGAGUUGAGCUCGGCGAAGGCUAUGGCGACCAUGGGACCGGCUGGCUCAUGGGUGACGGGGAGCCUGCGGCCCCCGGAGCCGGUAGGUCCACCACCACCUGGUCACACUGCGCCUCCUUUGCCCCCGCCGACUACACCGCACCCGGACGUCGCGGCAGCCAUUCCGGCGCCCGCUACACCGCCAGCUACACCGUCGACGCCCGCUGCACCGAGUAUACCCCGAAGGUCACGGCGACUAAGUCGCCGCCGGCAGUGGUGCUCAAGGCCACGGAUGAUUUGAGCUACUGGCGUGACCGCUGCAUCCGCAUCGAGGCCAUCCACGGGGUGAAGGAGGAGUCGUGGCAGCAGCAGAAGGAGAGACUCGAGGCAGAGUCCCGAGUUGACAAGCAGACCAUCACGGAGCUCAACACCGAGAACAAGAAGCUUUUGUCUCGAGCCAUUACGGCCGAGACCGAGUUGGACGUCGAGCGUAAGCGCCGAGAGCGACAGGGCUCGGUCGGUCAGCCCAUGGCUCUGGAAGCCGUGUUCCCUCGGAACCGCCGAUCAAGGAAGAGCCUGGUGAGGAAGGCAGUCAAUGAGGACAUUCAGGGCGGCGACGACGACGGCAAGGAGGAGUUCCCCAGCUACUUCCAGAACGUUGAUGGCAUGGAGGGUCCAACGCCGCAGACCCCAUGGGCUGCGAACUUGAGUUUCAACGAUCUUAAGACGUUGAUGAACAACUUGUACAUCGAGGCCGACCGCGUGUACCCGAAGAACGGCUGGGUUGGCCCCGUCGAGAGGAGCAAGCCCGCGACGGAGGUUCUCAAGCACAACCUCCGCUACUGGACAUUCCCAUGCCAGCGCCGUAUCACCCACAGGUGGGAUAAGGCCUUGAGGAGUUUCAGGAAGUCUUCGCUCCUGUUCCACGCUGCGACUGGAAAGGCAACGAUCCUUCAGGAGGACGUUGCGAUGGGCGCCCCGAUGGCGACCCUGGGUGACCGCGAUCCCGAGGACGUGUAUGUCAUCGUAGCCCGUUCCUCGGAGCGUGAGGGAGCCCAAGGCCCCUUUCUGCCCCGGCAUUCCACGUACCACGGGACGCCAAGCGCACCAGGGCAAGGGCGCCGCCACGACGCAAGCAGGCGUGGCAGAAGCAACAGCCGCACGCGGCCGUUCGCCAGACCGCACUACUCGCAGUUCGAUCGGCGAUACACAGACCGCUCUGACAACGGCUUCAACACCUUCGACACCGGAGUGAACGCAGAGGUUGGAUGGACGGCAGAAGGGAUUCGGCGAACUCUUCAGGGAAGCAGCCCGAGUGUUAUUGUUGUUGCGAUUGAGUAUCGGGAUGAUUGUUUGAAUCACAGCGAAUUGAUGGAUGAAGUUGUUUCGCAUUGUGAGUGUUCAGGUUCUGAGUUUCUGGUGAUUGAUGUUGCAGAUACUGAGAGAUGGAGUUACUUUUCGAUUCCCAUGUACCCCGAGUUGGGACAUGGAGACAUUUCGUAUGUGACAAACAGCGAAGAUUUAGCCUCAGCAUUUGAAGGAUGGUGCAACGGGGGAUUCCCAUAUGUACCCCCGAAAGGAAUGCGUGAUGUGUUCGACAAUGAAUUUGCGAACUGGUUGAUCGAGUAUGUCACCGAUCAAACGGCCAUUGCGUUGGUUAGCACGUCCUACCCAGCAUGGGAGGAUACCGAGAUGGAGCCCCUCGACAGCGUCGAGGACGUCGAGGACCGAGCACAAAUGGACCCGGGUGAAGAGGCCAUUCAAGAAGAUCUCGAGCUUGAUGAAGCCGAGAUUCCGAACCUACCUAUUCAGGAGGCGGAACGACGAGCCGGAUGGAAGAAGCUACCUCAGCGCAUCAGGGUAGCGAUCCGUCGGCUGCAUCGCCAGUUUGGUCAUGCUCCCAGGAAGGUGCUCAUGAACCUUCUCAGAGCUGCGAAGGUUGAUCCGCAGUACCUUGAAGGACUGCGAUACCACAGAUGCAUCGAGUGUGAGGAGACGAAGCCAAGAAGGAAUGCCCACACGACAUCCUUGCCCGGCGCCUACGUGUUCAACCACACCCUCGGCGUGGACAUCUUUGAGAUCCUGGACGCAUCUGGUACCAAGUAUCAAGUUUUGAACUUGGUGUGCCUCGGCACAUGUUUUCAGUUGGCCGAAAUUGUUCGAGAAGGUCCUGGAACCCCAACUAGCUCCAAAUGUUUGGAGGCUAUCCAGAGGCGAUGGAUCACUUGGGCUGGCCAUCCCAACUCCAUGAAGUGCGACCGCGGAUUGCGCAACCGCGGGAUCUUGGCUCAGUACAUGAGUGCCCAUGGAGUGCAGGUCACCCAUGCGCCUUUGGAGACUCCAGAAGCAAUUGGACGAGUUGAACGACAUGGAGGCGUUCUCAAAGCUAUGGUUCGGAAGACAGCUGCCCAAGUUCAAGCACAUGGUUGGCAACAGAUGCAGCAGGUACUCGAUGAGGCCUGUCUGGUGAAGAAUAGCCUACUCAGGCAGGGAGGCUACUCACCGGCCCAAUGGGUGCUUGGACGAGCACCACGCGAGCUACCAUCUAUCCUUAGUGAAGAUGGGCAUGCAGAUCUAGGAGCCAUUCAGGACUCCAUAGAUCCAGAAUCAGCCUUUGCACUUCAGCACCAAUGCAGAGCCGAAGCGAAGAAAGCAUUUGUGCAGCUCGACACGUCGAAGCGAGUGCAGAAGGCCUUGCUCCGCAGUGCAAAGCCAAUACCCGGCGAGUAUCGGGUUGGAGAUGUUGUGACCUUUAGACGCACAAAGGCCGGGAAGACGACCUGGUCUCCUGCAUCCCGAAUCAUUGGGUUCGAGGGACGCGAAAAGGAAGCAGUCUGGCUCCUUUGCGAGAACGUUCCUGUUCUAGCCUCAGCGCAGAACAUAAGACCCGCGUCGGAUGCAGAAGCACUGGCCUUUGACAUCCUCCACGGCAAGCAGGUUUUCCCAGAUGAGAUUCUAGGAGGACAGCAGAACUUCGACGAUGUUCGCGAACCUGGAGCGGAGGAUGAAGCCCCAAUAGAAGAGGAUGAGCAAGCGCUCAUUCCGCAGGCACCAGCUCAGGAGGAUCCAGGCGGACCUCCUCUACCCUCUAUCCUCGAAGAAGAGGAUGAGCCUACGAGAGAAAGGUCCAGAUCACCACCUGAGCGGCGCGUGCAUGCAGCUACUUCGUCGACUACCUCAACGUCAAGAAGGAGGCCUAGUGUUGCAGAACCAGAAGGAGAGCGAACUCCAGGUGGAAGCUGCAGGCCGUCAACCUACGACAUCCAGGACGACUUGCCAAUGCAGAUCCGGGAGAGACUGCAGAACGCACAGGAAUCCGGAGAUAGGAUUCGGGCCCUCUUAGCCGAACUCUAUGACUGCGGCAGUAGUGGUUCCGACUGGUAUGACAAGUCAAGAGCAGCCGUACCGCAUCUGAUGUUCACGGAUUGUAGAUCGUUAUCUGACAAUCUGAACAGUGAAGUGCCAUCAACAAAGGUUCAAGACAAGAGAUGGCAAAUUGAACUGAACGCUUUGCGUCAGGCACUGUUCGAUGAUGACGGAUCAAAGUUGAUUGACCGUUACCCUGAUGCGGCUGACAGGAUCACGUGGACCUCAACGGCCACAAUGAUCGCUGAUUGUCUCACCAAGUCAAUGAAGCCUGAUUUUCUCAUUGGAGUACUCAGGGACUGCGUGUACCAUAUCGAAAGGCAGUAG